AUGUUGACGAGCAUUUGGAAUCACGGUUUCGCCUUUUUCUCUGUUCUGCGAUAUCAUCUGUAUCAUCUCGUUCUCUUCAAAGUACCUUCGCUCUUUAAACUUCGUCUCCCAAAUCAUGAGAAGCCAGAUGAUGUUGAGUGCUGUAGAAGCCCCGUCAAUGGAAAACAACCUCCAGAUAUGGCGGACGAUACAUACGCAGCAUCAGUCACGGAAGAACCAGAUGCCAUAAACAUUGAAAAAGAUGACCCGGUCCCGUACGAGCCUCUCGUCGGCGAAAUCUUGGGCGAAGGCUCAACUUCCCGUAUUGCACGCGUGGCGCCGGGUAUCAUCAUCAAAUAUCCACGAUUCUCUUGGUGGAAUUCUAAGACAGUGGCAGAUAAAUGGUUCGUUCGAGACAUGAAGCGGAGUUUUGAGGUGGAAGAACGACUUCUGCAAAUCCUAGGACUACAUCCAAGAAUAUUAGAGUUCAAGGGCGUCUCAGAUGACCCAUUUGGAUUGUUAUUUGUCGAAGCAAGCGAUGGAAAUCUACAGAACUACAUCGACCAGCACUAUGCUAGCAUCGAUAUGUCUCUACGAAUCAAAUGGCGCAUACAAGCCGCGGAGGCGAUCCAAUACAUUCAUCAGAAAGGUGUGAUUCACUCUGAUCUUCGGCCUGAGAACUUUUUAUUACACACUGUCGCCGGAAACGAACUCGAUCUUCUACUCUGUGACUUUGGGGGGUCAACAAAUGGAGAAAUAGAUGGCCGGCAUCUCCCCGACGCCGGAUUUUUUAAUCCUUGCCAUCCGCCGGAAUCGACGAAAAGCACGGACAUUUUCAGUCUCGGGUCCAUCUACUAUACGAUAAUGACUGGCCAUUGGCCCUACAGGUCCCCAGGCCCAUUCAAGUCUCUGGAGGAGAUGGAGAAAUACCAAGAACUGGUUGACGAUCUGUUUGCCUCCAAAAGGUACCCGCCGGUUGACGGACUGGCAGCUGGACCUGUGAUACAACGAUGCUGGACAGGAGAAUACUCUGAUCUGGGGGCACUCAUUGAAGACCAGCGUUGGCAGUUUGAGAAUGACACAAUUUCAAUGCACUCGUAA
This is a messenger RNA of Penicillium griseofulvum, 1080 nucleotides long. Its product is annotated as protein kinase family protein. Lineage: Eukaryota; Fungi; Ascomycota; Eurotiomycetes; Eurotiales; Aspergillaceae. The transcript has 2 exons. The record is from RefSeq and is a predicted model, not a curated record. Bases 1 to 1080 code for a protein of 359 amino acids. Gene Ontology annotation, biological process: mitotic DNA damage checkpoint signaling; protein phosphorylation. Gene Ontology annotation, cellular component: cytoplasm; nucleus. Gene Ontology annotation, molecular function: protein serine/threonine kinase activity; ATP binding.